UGGAGCACGCCGCGGUGACACAGAGCUACUCAGCGGGAAACUGACGACAGGGAAGCCUACUACACGCACUCGUGGAUCUACACUCUUCCACUGAGCGCCAGAGAUGACAGGAGGCUGGCUGUGGACGCUCGGGCUGCUCCUUCUCACGGUCCGGGUGAAGAAAUGUGUUUCGUCCAAUGGCGAAGAUGCCGUUUUCAUCCGAGAGUUCACCCUGAUUCGCCGGGACCACCUCCAUGAAGAGCCCCUCCAUGACGGCAGCCAAAAGCCAGAAGACCCAAGCUCCAGGACAGCCCGAUCAGAAGAGGACAGGGACACUCUUUGGGACGCCUGGGGGUCGUGGAGUGAAUGUUCUCGUACCUGUGGAGGGGGCGCGUCCUACUCACUGCGGAGAUGUCUCAGCUCAAAAACCUGUGAGGGGCAGAAUAUCAAGUAUCGCACAUGUAGUAAUGUGGAUUGUCCCCCAGAGUCUGGUGAUUUCCGUGCCCAGCAGUGCUCAGCCCACGAGGACGUCCGAUACCAGGGUCGAUACCACGAAUGGCUCCCUAUCCCCAACGACCCUGAAAAUCCAUGCGCUCUCAAGUGCAAAUCCAGGGCAUCCGGCUUAAUCGUGGAGUUAGCCCCUAAAGUACUGGAUGGGACGCGCUGUUAUACCGAAUCCCUGGACAUGUGCAUCAGUGGAGCUUGUCAGAUUGUUGGUUGUGAUCACGAGUUGGGGAGCACAGCAAAGGAAGACAACUGUGGAGUCUGCAACGGAGAUGGGUCGUCCUGCAGGCUGGUGCGAGGACACUACAAAUCCCAGCAUGCAUCAGGAAAAACUGAAGACACGGUGGUUUCAAUUCCCUACAAAAGUCGCCAUGUUCGGCUGGUGCUGAAAGGCCCGGAUCACUUGUAUGUGGAGAGUAAGACAUUACAGGGGGUGAAAAGUGAACUGGUCCUGGAUAAAUCGGGGCAGUACCACCUUGAGAACACAACGUUAGACUACCAGAAACUGUCUGAUAAAGAAGUACUGAGGAUCACUGGACCACUGGCAGCUGACUUCACCAUCAAAGUGCAGUUUUCCAGUGGGCCUGACAGCGUGGUGCAGUAUAUCUACUACCAGCCCAUCGUUCACCGCUGGAGAGAGACAGACUUCUUUCCUUGCUCCGUCACAUGUGGAGGAGGCUAUCAGCUCACAUCAGCAGAGUGUUUUGAUCUGCGGACAGGUCGAGUGGUGGUGGAUCAGUAUUGUCAUUACUACCCAGAAAAUGUAAAACCUAAACCCAAACUCCAGGAGUGCAACAUGGAGCCGUGUUUGGCCAGUGAUGGCUACAAGCAAAUCAUGCCGUACGACCUCUACCACCCACUGCCCAGAUGGGAGAGUAGCCCGUGGACAGCCUGCUACUGCGGCGGCGGGAUACAAAGUCGCUCUGUUACGUGUGUGGAGGAGGACAUGCAGGGGAACAUCACCCCCACAGACGAGUGGAAGUGUCUGUACUCCCCCAAAACAGCCAUUGUCCAGCCCUGCAACACCUUUGACUGUCCCACCUGGCAUGCCCAAGAGUGGUCUCCGUGUACAGUAACAUGUGGUCAGGGGCUCCGGUACCGUGUGGUGUUAUGCAUUGACCAUAGGGGGCUGCACGCCGGAGGUUGUAACCCCACGACCAAACCACACAUCAAGGAGGAGUGCCUGGUGACCGUGCCCUGCUUCAGAGCCAUAGAUACACAGCCUGUUGAAGCAAAGGAGCCAUGGGAAAAACAGGCCAUUGAAUUGGAUGAAGAAACAACUGUGACAGAAGAACCCACGUGA
Boleophthalmus pectinirostris (great blue-spotted mudskipper) is the source of this 1786-nucleotide messenger RNA. RefSeq names its product ADAMTS-like protein 1. Gene Ontology annotation, biological process: extracellular matrix organization. The record is from RefSeq and is a predicted model, not a curated record. NCBI's taxonomy places the organism in Eukaryota, Metazoa, Chordata, Actinopteri, Gobiiformes, Gobiidae. Gene Ontology annotation, molecular function: metalloendopeptidase activity. Gene Ontology annotation, cellular component: extracellular matrix.